Messenger RNA from Mercenaria mercenaria, 6829 nucleotides. Its product is annotated as protein FAN-like. Gene Ontology annotation, molecular function: protein binding. The coding region runs from base 55 to 2787 and encodes 910 amino acids. The record is from RefSeq and is a predicted model, not a curated record. The transcript has 30 exons. NCBI's taxonomy places the organism in Eukaryota, Metazoa, Mollusca, Bivalvia, Venerida, Veneridae.
ACGAAUCCGGAAGUAAUUGUCUGCUUUCAUUUUCGGAUAAAACAGUGAAGACAGAUGGCUAUUUUUCAAAGUCAUGGAAUUCAUAAUGAGAGAUUCAGUCUGUUGUUGCUGGAACCUGGAGAGAUUUAUUUCGAGGAUUUUAGUGUUUACUACUACCCACAACACCAGAAUGAUGAGGAUAUUAACAAAAACCGACAGAGAGGUCACUUGAAGAUUUGUUCUAAGUCUGUUGUAUUUGUUCCAAAAGAGGAACAGUUUCCAAUACUAAAGAUUUCCCUGAAAAAUUCAACAAAUAUAGAGGAAUACUCGGGGGAUCUGCACUCAAGGCUAGUUUUGAAAGACAAAGCAUUAAUUAUAUCCUCGAAUGUUUGUACAGAAAUGAAAAAGGACAGUAUCAUUACUCCAUAUGUGUUUAAAAAGGGGGAGAAAAGUCACAUGUUUUCACUGAACUAUGUCACAAUAGAUGAUUGUCUGCCUCUGAUAUGUCAGUUACACAGAGCAUCCACCUUGCCACCUGCUGAUCAAAAUACCAUGAUUGGUGCUAUUGUUAUGUCCAGACAGUCAAGAGUCAAAUUCAACACAAGCUGGCUAGAUGACUUGUAUGAGAAAGUGGAGCUACAGUGCCAGGCAGACAAGAUUAUGCCUCUUGUUACCAACCCUGGUAGAGUGAUGGUCACAACAUCCAGAUUGUACUUCCAACCAUUUAACAAUGUUGAAAGGUCCCCUGUGAUAAAAGUGAGACUUAAAGAUAUUGUUUCUCUCAUGAAAAGAAGAUUCUUACUGAAACAAAUUGGUUUAGAGAUUAAAUGUUCUGAGCAUGGAACUUCACAGCCACAUCUCUAUCUUGCCUUCAAGACCCGGGAUGAUAGAGAUGCUCUAUAUGACAAAAUAAUGUCUCAACCAGAAGUGAACCUACAGAUGCCAGACCAAAAGGAUAUGACAAUGAAAUGGCAGAAUGGUGUCAUAUCAAACUAUGAUUAUUUAAUGUAUUUAAACAGUGUUGCAGACAGAAGUUUCUUUGAUCUAACACAGUAUCCAGUCAUGCCAUGGGUAAUACAGGACUUUACAAGUGAACAGUUAGAUUUGGAGAAUGCAGAGACGUUCAGAGACCUUAGCAAACCUAUUGGUGCUUUGAAUCCUGAGAGACUGGAAAGGAUGAAGGAAAGAUACAUAGAUAUGCCAGAGCCCAAGUUUUUAUAUGGAUCACAUUACUCUACACCGGGCUACGUCCUCUUUUAUCUUGCUAGACUGGUUCCAGAAUAUGUCCUUUGUUUGCAAAAUGGAAAGUUUGACCAACCGGACCGUAUGUUUAACAGUCUGUGGGAAGUCUGGCAGAAUUGUUUAAAUGGUGCUGCUGACUUUAAAGAACUGAUUCCAGAAUUUUUUGAUGGAAAUGGAGAAUACAUGAUUAACUCAGGGGUGUGCAAUUUUGGGGUAAGACAAGAUGGCCGUCCCAUAGGAAAUGUAGAUCUACCCCCAUGGGCAAAAGAUUCAAGAGAUUUCAUAAAGAAAAUGAGAGAGGCAUUAGAGUGUGAAUAUGUGUCAAGACAUCUUCAUGAAUGGAUUGAUCUAGUAUUUGGACAUAAGCAGCGUGGGGAAGAGGCUGAAAAAGCAGACAAUGUGUUUUAUUACCUGACAUAUGAAGGCUCCAUUGACUUGGACAGUAUUAAGGAUCCAAAUGAGAGAGCCUGCAUGGAAAUUCAGAUUAUGGAGUUUGGGCAGGUACCCAAACAGUUGCUUACAACACCCCACCCUGCCAGAUUCACAUCUAAAGAGCAUCCACAUGAAAGAGAAAACCUGCAGCAGUUGAUAACACAUGUUCAAGAAACUCCAAGUUUAGACACAGACAAUGUCGAAGAAGAGACAGUGCCACAGACAGUAGAUUUUACUCACAUGCAUAAACUGUUGACGUUUUCAAAGCAUAAAGACACAAUAACAGAUGUGAAGCUAUGCCUAAAGAAAAAAAUGGCAUUUUCUGUCUCACAAGACAGUUUACUGAAGCUGUACUCCUUGGAAGAGCAGAGGCAGCUGAGAAGUGUUACUGUAGCUAACAUGGCCUUAUCAUCAUGUAUAGUGAUGCCAGAUUGUAAAACUGUGAUAUGUGGUGCAUGGGAUAAUAAUGUAUAUUUUUACAGUGUAGAAUAUGGAAAUAUUUUAGACACAUUACAUGCACAUGAUGAUGCUGUCAUCACUAUAUACUGGAGAAAUGAUCUUCUGUUCACAGCCUCUUGGGAUUCUACUGUCAAGUUGUGGCAGCUGCCGUGUCCCUCUGCAGAUGAAGGUUUUAUUGCUGCAGAAUAUUUUGUUCAGUUAGACCAUGACCAUGGUGUUAGUGAUUUAGCUGUUGAUGAGAACUGUGAUAUACUUGUUUCUGCAACCAGAGAAGGACAACUUUAUGUUUGGGAUCUACAGAAAUAUGCUCUUAAAAACGUUUUUCAAGCACACGAGGAUGUAAUAAAUGCUAUUCGUCUUGAUCAAGGUUGCAACAAAAUUGUUAGUUGUGGGGCAGAUAGCUAUUUAAGAAUAAUAGACUUGGUGUCUGGUACAGAAAUUUUCGUGAAAGAUAUUAAAGAAGUUGUUCUUUGUCUGGCGAUGGUUAAUAACAUAGUUAUAUUAGGAACCAGUCGUGGCUGGGUACAAGUAUGGGAUAUGGAAAAGGUGCAAAUGCUGCAUCAGUUUGAGGCACAUAAAGGUGCGGUUACUUGUUUACAUAUGACAGACGAUAUGCAUUUGUUGUCAGGCAGCGAGGACAGAUCUGUGUGUGUCUGGAAACCGUCAAUAAAAUGAUGCCAAUCAUGCCGAUUGCCAGUUCAAACCCUUCUUUUACACUGCACUUUCAGUUGAACCUAAAUAUUUUGGUAUUACAGUCAAACUUUUCUAUAAAGUCCACUUUUUGGAGAUACAGCAAGUGGUCAUUAUUCGCAGGUUCUAAUGCACUGUAAAUGAGCCACGCCAUGAGGAAACCAACAUAGUGGGUUUGCGACCAGCAUGGAUCCAGACCAGCCUGCGCAUCUGCGCAGUCUGGUCAGGAUCCAUGCUGUUCACUUUCAAAGCCUAUAGCAAUUAGAGAAACCGUUAGCGAACAGCAUGGAUCCUGACCAGACUGCGCGGAUGCGCAGGCUGGUCUGGAUCCUUGCUGGUCGCAAACCCAAUAUGUUGGUUUUCUCAUGACACGGCUCAAAUGUUAAAACAGGAAACAGAAACAGCGGGUUUUAGAGCCAGGAGGUCUCUGUUCAGAGGUGGUCUUAGGACAGGUUUGACUGUAACUAGAAAUGAUGUUUGUGUAUGUACAUACAGUGCAGUGUUGAUUAUUUAGGGAAAGUGAGGGGAUUGGCCUGUACUGCGAUUCGACGCACUAAGGUCACAUAUUCCAGUUGUUAUGGGAGGUGACAUUAUGUUAAAGACAUGCUAUAAAAGACCAUAAACAUUAUAAGUGUUUGCUUAAAGUAUUUGUAUCUGCCACUCUACUAGCUACCCUGCUGUCAGUUGUGAAACACUGUUGGACCAGACCUGUUGGUUAUGGUAGCUAUAUAGUUCCUUUUUAUUUAAAGUAAGGUAAAGGAUACAGGUUGUCAUUGACAUGUAUCUGUAUUAAGGAUUGCUUACCUAGAAAUGGUACAGAAGAGCAAUAAAUAUUCUUGGGAAAUCUGAUAUUUCUAACGUCAGCUGUGAUUAUUUUGUCAUUUUGUCUGAAGUUUUAAUUUCAAAUAGGAAGUGUCUAGGGGUACGGAACCGUACCUCUAGAAUCUGAUCCAAGUUUUAAGUGAAGAUUGGUUAAGACUUAUUUGUUAUUUCAUUUUCAACAAAAUUUAAGAUAUAAAUAACCCUAGAUCUCCAGAAAAAGGAGGUCCGUACCUCUAGAACACCCCUAACAGGCGUGUCUAGAGGUACGGAUCCGUACCCCUAGACACUUCCUUUCAAAUAUUGGUGGCAUACUGAUAAAUGUACUUUAACUAUCCUGAUUUCCAGUUUAUCCGAAAACGUCUGCGAUAAAUAGGAAACUUUCAGAUUGGUAAGAUAAAAGUACAACUAUCAUGAUUGUGUUGCAGAAAAAGGGAAAUCGGAUCCGAGAUAGACAUUUUCCCUCGAACCAAAAUGAGAUCUAUCAUCGACUUUAUGAACGUUUACGGCACAAUGUAUACGUCCGCUAAGAACUGCUUAAUAGUCCCCUACCGGUGGAACACCGGAGGUGACUGUAGGAAUGCCCUCCGUCCGUCUGUCCGUCCGCAAAUCUGGAUCCUGCAAUUACUCAAUAAGUGUUCAAGCAAGGUUCAUAGAACUUGGUAUGUAUAUAGAGGGCAAUAUGUAGAUAAUGCACGUACAUAACUUAUACUUUUAGGUCAAAGGUCAAGGUCAAGUAAAAAUUGUUUCCACUCCAUAACUUUUAUUUACAUUGAUGGAUUAUCUUAGUGGUAAACAGAGACGUUCCCCAUGAUGAGACAAUUUGUCAACAAAUGAUCUAUGUUUGUUGGUUAAAGGUCAAGGUCAUUGUUUAUGGUCAAGUGGAAAUCUGUUUCUGCCCCAUAAUUUUUAUUUGCAUUGAAGGACUUUUUAUUACUACACAUAAAUGUUUUCCAUGGGCUAUUUGUCGGGCACAUGUCCCAGGGUUGUCGGUCAUAGGCCAAGGUCACUAUUGAAGAUCAAGUAAAAAUUUGUUUCCGCUCCAGAAAUUAUAUGUGCAUUGAUGGAUUGUCUUAAUACUGCACACACAUAUUCUUCAUGAUGAGACAAAUGUGUCGCGUGCAUGAUCUAUGCUUGUAGGUGGUCAUUAUUAAAAUGUAAGUAAAAUAUUUUUGUUUCUUAAAUCCUUAAUACCUUGAAGCAUUUUAGUUUUAACACUUGUCAGCAUCUACAAGGGACGAACACUAACAGAGUUUUAUACCCGUAGGGGACUUCUGUAUAAUGCCACUACAAUACUCGGUCACUUGUUUGAUAAGGAAAUACGUGAAAGUUGUGAGAUUGAUAAUGAGAGAUAAGAUUAUUUCAUACUGGUUUUUUAUUUGGAAUAUUCGGCCUUAAAGUUUACAAAAUUUGGUCUGCUAUUGCCAUGCUUCUUUAAAUGUAUAUUCUAAUGCACUCAGUUUGUAACACGUAAGCUGAUUGGUUGUUGAUUUCAAAUUUGCAGUUGUGGUUCCUAGUAUAGAGAUGCAAGUUACUCGUGCAUUGUUGGUGUAACUAAACAAAAUAUAAAGCAUACUUUCAGCAAUAUUGGUCAGAGUUUGAAGUUGUUUAAUCUCUUGCCAUAGAGAAUCUCCCACCUUUCUAAAAUUCCGCAUUUGGUAAUUGAGAUAAUUUGGCUCAUUUUGAUGUCCUAGGUCGUAUAAACCCGGUCACGUGCUUCAGCAUGUUUUUAGCAAUUCUUAGUAUUCAGUAAUUUUUAUUUUUUGAUUAUGAAUAUUACCAUCUGGCUUUCCCUGAAUUAAGCAGACCAUUACAGACAACUAGAAUAACUUGUAAACUAUGUCUUGAUUUUAUUGGACAUUUUCUAUGGAAGGGACACAGUAGCAGUGAUGUAACUAAUAUGCGAGGUUCUGUAAAGUUUUAAGAACACAGUAUUUGAUGAAGCCAUGCGUAAAUAAGAAUUUAAAAUAUAACUAGUCCCACUCGUGACGCAAUUUUCAAUUUCAAAUCAAAGUUUAUUCAGAUUUUCUGUGAAUGGAACGUCAGGAAGGUAUUUAAAGUCACGGGGAUUGGGUCCAAGAAUUAACCGAGGCAUAAUGCCCUUUAACAUCGAAGGAGUAAAUGUUUUCAAUAUCAUACGGUAGUCUGUCAAUAUGGACGACUAUUAUUUUAACAUAGUGAUGCAUAUAUCAAAAAUACCCCGACCUUUAGAAUAGGAUAUUUGAGCUUUACAAUACAUGUCAAAUGUCUAUUACUGAGAUCUAUCUUGUUACGAUUAAUGAGGAAGGAAUAAUUUAAAUUAAUGAGGAAUGAAUGAUGUAACAUACUAUGAAAAGUUAAGGAUAUUCCCUGCACCCAGCAAAUGUUUGUAGGAGGGAAAGCCAAGUCUUAGUUCACUAUAUGCGCUUAAAGGUAUUUCCGUUAUUUUAAAGAAUGGCAUUAAAAUUCUGUCAUAUCUUGCUUGAUGUAUCGUUUAAGAGUUUGAAGAAAUACACUGUUCAGAAACAAUCAUAUUAGAACAUCGAAAAUGCACCUUAUAGCUCAGAAAUUACUAGACACCUCGAAUUUCCGCAGUCCCUUCAGGUUUUUCAUAUUUUCAGUUUCCACCCCAGUGAUUAUUACGUGCUACAUUUUGGUUGUAAUAUUUUACCGUAGUGUGACGCAAUCUUCCAGCCAGUUUCGAUCAUCUUUAAUCUUGUAAUUUUCAAAAGAAUGUUACACAAGGUUAUGUAUUAUUAAAGUGUUAUGGGUAUUAGCUUUACAGUACACUUAAUGGAAAGGAUUAGAACGAAAGAAAAGUCUUAAAGUGUUCUUCUCCUAGGUAUAUUUGGAAUGGGUGUUUUACUCGGCUCUAAGCAGAAUAUCUUCUCUUGUUGUUACAACGUAGAAUAAAAUUACUUAUAUAAUCUCAGAUCUAGAAAUUUUGAUAACGGGAAAGAAAAACUGUUGAUAGAACAGACUGAAAUAGUGAAACAGAAUUUGAUGAAUUACAGUGACACGAAAAGCCAAUAUUGGAAUCUUCCCACUCAGUUUUAUGUACAUGAAUGCAGUUGUUAAAAGUAAUUUAUGUUUUAUUUUGUAUGCAAAUUAAAUGUAGAAAGGUAAUCAUUAUACUUGUUAAUUUAUAUAUUGUUCGUAUCAUAUAAAUUUUUUACAUUUAGAAGUCGCUUAUUGCCUGUUCAGUAAAUGAAAUAAAAAAUAUACUAGA